Molecule: messenger RNA, 5566 nt
Organism: Myxocyprinus asiaticus (Chinese sucker)
Lineage: Eukaryota; Metazoa; Chordata; Actinopteri; Cypriniformes; Catostomidae
Product: ethanolamine kinase 1-like
Exons: 9
Coding region: 408-1313 (301 amino acids)
Biological process (GO): phosphatidylethanolamine biosynthetic process
Cellular component (GO): cytoplasm
Molecular function (GO): ethanolamine kinase activity
Source: RefSeq, a predicted model, not a curated record
GGCACAUGAGCCGCUCCUCUCUUCUCUGCAUACACCAAAACCGGGCUGGACCAUCAGGGCAUGUUCUGAUAAAAUAUUUGAAUCCCCCAAAUACUUGAAAUACAAAAUUAAUACUUAUAUAGCAGGAAACGUUCAUGUCGGGCAUUAAUAGGCAAAUAAACCAUAUAAUGGAGACGGAGAUCCUCGUGCCGAUCGGGUCGCCGACGAUCAGAAAAUUCCCGAUAUUCGUGGAUGAACAUAAUGUGAUGGAAGGUGCGAUGAAGCUGAUUAAAGAGCUCAGACCGGGUUGGGAACCGAACCUGGUCCAGACUAAGUACCAACACAGUUGUGUUUGCAUAUUCCAGUUCAACCACAUGUUGACACUUCAGUGAAUCUAUCUUUUCACAGAUGGCACGACUAACAAACUUAUGGGCUUUUAUAUGGAGGACCACCCCGAGGACGUGGUGCUGGUGAGGGUGUACGGCAACAAGACAGAGCUGAUCGUGGACAGAGACAAUGAACUGAAGAGCUUCCAGGUUCUACACGCCAACGGUUGCGCGCCCAGGCUGUACUGCACCUUCCAGAAUGGCAUCUGCUACGAGUUCAUGCAGGGACAUGCUCUCGAUACUGAAGACGUCAGGGACCCUGUGUUACUCAGACUGAUUGCCGGAGAAAUGGCCCGCAUUCAUGCCAUCCAUGCCCACAACGGCUGCAUUCCCAAACCCAACCUGUGGAUCAAAAUGCGCAAGUACUUCUCGCUAGUCGCCACGGAGUUCACCGACCAAGCCUCCAACCUCAGAAUUCAACAGGAAGUGCCCAGUCAGGAAGUUCUGGAACAGGAAAUGGCAUGGAUGAAGGAGCACCUGUCGCAGCUGGGCUCUCCUGUUGUGCUCUGCCACAACGACCUGCUCUGCAAGAACAUCAUUCACAACGAAGAAGAAGGUCAUGUUCGGUUUAUCGAUUAUGAAUACUCAAGUUACAACUACCAAGCAUUUGACAUUGGAAAUCAUUUCAAUGAGUUUGCAGGCAUGAGUGAACCAGACUUUAACCUGUAUCCCAGUCGAGAAAUGCAGUUGGACUGGCUACACACUUACCUGCAGGCCUACAAACUCUUUACUAAGAAAGGUGAGGAGGUGAGCCAGCUUGAACUCGAGACACUCUACGUGCAGGUCAACAAAUUUGCUCUGGCCUCACAUUUCUUCUGGGGUUUCUGGGCCCUGAUCCAAGCCAAGUACUCCUCCAUCGAGUUUGACUUCCUCGGGUAUGCCGUGCUACGUUUCAAUCAGUACUUCAAGACCAAACCUGCUGUAAUGGCCCUGGAGAUCCCCAAAUGAGAAGACCAGACUGAGGGAGCGGAGAUGGGAUCUUCUGGCCUCUCCGUUGGUUGUUUGAAUGUGGAAUCAGAGGCCUUUUCAGACAGGGGAGGGUAUGGGGUACAGCAAGGGCAGGUACUGGGCCCUCUUACAUUUGACUGACAGCAUGUCUGCCAAGUCUCAGUUCCACAAAUUCUUUAUUCCUUUCUCAAAUACAUGAUUCAUCUUUUGGGAGUCCACUUUUAGUUGAUCAAGUUUCCCAUCAAAUGAGUGUGUUUUGAUGUUUUAGUUACACUUUAUUUAUUAAUUGUUAUAGGGCACUUUGCACCAAAGCAGUCCUUGUGUUCUUGGAGCUGGGACUUUUGUGGAAAUUCUUGUUUUGGGUUUUGCAGUGUAAGUGUAGAUUGUCAAAAAGGAGGCCUAUUGUGAUGUUUAGCAAGGGGAUAUGUUGAUACUGCAGGCUUUGGUUAAAACAAUAUAAAUACAGAAUGCUGAUUCUGUCCUGCUGUGGUUUCAUAAUGCUUUUGUUAGACUGAUUCGGCCCACCAAAUGGCCCACAAAUGCUCAAAAUCAGAUUUAUUUUAGAGUACUGUAGACAAGAGUGAAUUGGGUUAAUGGGUAAAAAUCUGGGUUGCUAAUGCAAAGGUUUUGAUUUAGAGCCAGUUAGGGGUCACUCUGGAACUAGACAGUUACUGAGGUCAAAAUCCUGCCCCUAUCCUGCACUAUUAAGCACUUGAGCAAGUUACUAAACCCACAAUUAGUGUCCCAUAAGUAACUUUGGAUAAGGUCGCUCCUAAAUGGCAAGUAACCAAGUAACCAGUGAUGUAAAUCUGAGUUCAAUCUAGACAUUCCCAAGAAGUCAGGACCACGAGAUCCCUCGCUGUCUGCAGGACCAUGUUUCUGCCUCUUUAGCUUUUAUGGCUGUGAGGAGUUCUGUUGAAUUUUCCAUUCAUCACAGGCUGUGGAAUAUUACCACCUGCUGUCACCCCCUCCUUUUCUAAAUGUGUGUUUGCAUUACCUGGCAGAGCUUAAACUGAGAUUUAAAAGUCAUUAUCUGCUCAAUAAUCAUCUCUAAUGUCAAAAUACCCAGAAGACGGGACAAAAUUAUGUGACAGUGUUGCGUAGUUUGAUUCAGGUCAUCAGAUGUGCAAACUUCAGUAGGGACUUUUUAUUUUUUAUUUUUUAUAAUAGUUCACUCAAAAAUGUAAAUUGUGUAAUUAUUUACUCUGAACCUAUUUGACUUUCUUUCUUCUUUGGAACACAAAAGAUGAUUUAAAAAAAAGUUUGUUUCCAUAUAAUGGAACAAGCUCAGAAAAGUACAAAACACAUAAUAAACCAUAGUAAAAGUUAAAGAAUGAAAACUAUACUCGUGAACUAUAUUCUAAGCCUUUAGAAGUGGUACAGUUACUUUUACAGUUAUUCACUCUCAAAUCAAAUCAUUAAUAGAGCGUUUAUUACAUAUUUAUACAGCUUCAUCAAUAACAUCAAACCUUUUCAUUCCGUCUCGUGAUCAAAUGUACAACAUCAUGUCAUGAAGGCAAAUAACCAAAGAAAGUCAUACUGGUUUAGAGCGACAUGAAGGAUAAUAAAUACAUAUAAAAUUUUUAUUUUGGGUGAACUAUUUCUUCAAGCAGAAAGAACAAGAUUUUUGUAUUUAAAUUCAAAAUAUUGAUUGCGGACUAGAAUUGAAUAGGCGUCUCACUGACAAAAAUCACCCAUUUUAAAACAUGUUGAAUUUCAUCUUCUAGUUUCAAUACUGUCAGUCUAGAAUUCUGUUCCCUAAUAGACCAUUUCACAUUUACCAGUCUCGUGUUGUUUUAUUUCUUUGUUGGAAAUAUUAUGCUAUUUCCAGAAUUUUUUUUCUGAAUAAAACAUUCCGGUAGAAACUUGCUAGAGCCACACAGUCAUUUUUUUUAUUUUAUUUAUUUAUUUUUUGUUUUUUGUUUUUUUUUUUACCAAAGAUGUUCACAAAUAUAUCAUUUAAGUCACUCCUGCUGUCAUGUUGUACUGUAUAUUUAGAGGAUAUACAUUUGAGUCUGUAAAGAACAUGUCUGGGUCAUAUAUCAAAUAAUUAAUAUUUUACUUAAAGAAAACAAAGCCUAUUUUUUUUUUUUUUUUUUUUUUUGUGACACUAGUUCAACAAUUCAGCACAUUUUCCCUCAAAUUCUCAUUUCCGUAAUGCAAACAUUUCUCAUUCCCUUUACUGUUAUGUGAAAAAAAGAUUUUCUUUAAAAUGUAGUUUUUAUACAUCACUGUAGUUUUUGUUGUACUGAAUUUAAUAUGUUGAUUUAAAAAUGAAAAAGUAAAAAAAAAUGUCGUAUUAAAGUAAUGAGAAUCUAGCAAGAAUCACCAUUGAGAAUAAUGGGAAUUAUGAAAAAAACUCUCAAGUAAAACUUCCAGAACAUUUGGGAGGAAAUGUGCUUAACUGUCCAAAAAAAUAUUCUUAAUGGUCCUAAAGUAGACUUAUGGUGGGGGGGAGGGGGGUUUGGGGGUUCUGUAUAACCGAAAACACUAUCUGUCUGGCAGCUUUCUGAACCCACAAGUGUCCUUUUCUGUGGUCAGUUAGUAUAGCAGAUGAAACUGUAACUGGUCGUUGUGUUUGAGCAGUUGGGGUCACAUUGUAAUCUCUGAGGUGUCUCUGGCUCUGUGUCAGGUGCAUGUUAAUAAUGAAACCGUUUGAGCUGUAGGUGACGACUGAAAGCAGGAGAGGCCCCUCAACAAUACUAUGAAUAAUUCUGUAGCCAAUGUUUCUCAAAUGAGGUUGGACUGACUGAUCUGUGCUGCUGGUUGUUUCCUUGUCUGAUCCAAAAUGAACUGAUUUGCAGUUUUAAGUUGAAUCUCAUAAGGAAAUGUCCUCACAAUAAAAGGGAAAAAAUAAGAAGUUAUAUUUGCAUAUGAAAAUUAAGCCUAUUUUUAGGACCAUAAAAAAAGUGAUGCUUCACAAAUUUUUUUAUAUUUAAAUCUUGAUAAAUUCAGUAGUCUACAACAAACACUACAAUGACAUAUAAUUAAAAUUGUACUUUUAUGAAAGUACUUUACAAUUUGAAUAUAUAUAUAUAUACACACAUUACUAAAAGUAAUGGUCCUAAAAUAUGUUUUUUUUUUUUUUUUUUUUUCCUCCAUUUAGCAAAAAAUAUAGUUUCAUAUUUUUCUCUUGUGAUUUUGGGGGAAAUAUGACCUGGACAUUUCUACCCACAGUUUCCAUGAGAUUCACCUCAAUUUAUGUGUAUGUCACUGUGUGGUCCUGCUUGUAAAUGAGAAAAGAAGUGAAAAAUAUUCACAUAGGUUGCAUAUUGCAUGAAGAAUGCUAUGAAUUUGAACGACAUGUUCAGAGUGCAAUGGCAAGCUAUCUGUGUAGAUGUACAUAUGUGAAUGUUUCCACCAAAAAAAAAAAAGGCAAGACAACCACUUCGAUUUGAAAAUAUGAUGUAAUUUAUCAGUUAUUUUUUCUUUGUUAUGAUGUGAAGGAUUUGUAAUGUGAAGGGGGAAGUGUUAACAAGCACAAUUCCUGUUUCCUGUACAGUUUAACUUUGUUGAUCUGAGAUUAUCAUGUUUUCCACUUUAAUAUCAAGAUCCAACAUUUCAAUGUGGCCACAUCUUUUAUUCCCUUUGGAAUAGAUGUUUAUCAUGGAACCAUUAAAGCAAAGUUUAAAAUCCUGUAGAUUUUGGAGCACCAACACUGUAUAUUAUCGUAUAUACAUUAGUUAUCUCUUUGAUUUGAAAUAACCUUUUUCAACAUCUUACUCUUAAGGGGAAUGUUUACAGGAAGCAUCUUGGGGAUUUUUUUGUUUUUUUUUGUUCCUGUUGCAAACAUACCAAAUAAGUCGGCUUCGCGCUUUGAGAUUUUUUCUUUUGUGAAUUUACUAAAAAGCUGAACAGAACCUUUUAUUUAUUAUACUGUAUCUUUAAUAUUUCUGCUUUUAUUUUGUAUAUUUAACUGAACUGGGAGUUUGAUAGGCUGUUAGGUUGACAUGGACCAGCAGGGGGCGCUACUGUAGUGCAGUGAUGCUUAUAUGGCAACAAUGAGGAGUUUGUAAAUACUGUGAAAUUGUGGGGAAAAAGAAGAAGAAAAAAAAUACUGUACAAUGUUUUCAAUUCUAUUCAAAUGUGGGGGAGAAUAUUUAACAAUUGUUAAAUUUUUUUUUUCAAUAAAAAUGUCAGUUGAAUAUGUUGCACGUCUGUCGUUGUAAACAAAUUUGCUGAUUAAAAAUAGAUUUGACAUGCUAGGAAUAACAAUGAAUAAAUCUGUGCGCUUCAAAGUUUGUAUGAUUAAG